Messenger RNA from Coprinopsis cinerea okayama7#130, 2007 nucleotides. RefSeq lists its product as hypothetical. The record is from RefSeq and is a predicted model, not a curated record. The transcript is spliced from 4 exons. The coding region runs from base 1 to 2007 and encodes 668 amino acids. NCBI's taxonomy places the organism in Eukaryota, Fungi, Basidiomycota, Agaricomycetes, Agaricales, Psathyrellaceae.
AUGGGUUCUCGCGAACAAGACGACAACGAAGUCAAGGAUUUGAUUCACCAUAUAUCGAAAUGGCGCGUCGCAGCGGUGGAAGCUUCAGAUCCUGCUCCCGACGUCCAGUAUUUCGCGGUUUGGCUUCCGGAAGACAAGUGUUCAUGCAACGAAGGCUCGAGUCACGAUGCGUCUGGAGACACAUCGACUGUCGGUGCUUGUUGGCUCUUGUCCCUGAAGACCGCGUUCGAAGUCUUCAAGCUUGAGAAGAGGCUCAGGGAACCAAAUCAACUCCAGGAAGCGGGGUCAGACGCGUACAAAUGGCUCAGAGGGUUUUUACGAGAAAUGUUAGCACCCCAGAUGCGAACCAAUUGCGUGUCCUUGGACGAUUGGAAGGAGUUGCCAGAAUCACCAUGGGGAGAAGACUGGGAGAAGCUAUUCACGGAUGCCUCCCUCGAAGUCCUACCCGCAGUUCCUUUCGAACCGACCUUUGAAGAGAUUCUGGCCAUUGCUAGUGCUUCCCUGAACUGGGAGAUGCAGCACUCCAUCCCGAUGGGCGCAACACUGCUCAGGUUUGGAAAGGAGACUAUCCUCUACAUUCGUCUCCGAUACAACCAGACCCACUGGACGCAUCUUCUCUUCGACAUGCAUAGCAGGGAGACUGAAUGGGAAAUCCGCUCCGUUUCGUCUUGCUUUGUUUACCCGUCCGUUGGGGCUGUCGCGUCGUUUGUAACGGCCCUGGUAAAGCACUCCUCCGAGGGCAAGUCGAAUGCUGAUGGUAGUGCGAACCCACUGCUAUGGACGGCUCUCAACAUUCGCCCAAGCGACUCUGUGCCCUCAAACAUUGUUUCCGCCGACGAUAACAGUGGGCUCCAGAAUGGACAUAUCCCUUCGCCAUCCCCCGACGACCCCACACUGCCGAAAGACCCCAAGUGGGUAGAACCCCCAGCUCACUCCACCCCACCCAAAUCUCAACCAACCAUGGAAGACAGCAAGAAGGGAAAUCAUAUCCGCAAUCGGGUGUCGAAGCAACGGUUACAUAGUGAAUUCGGAUGGCAGAUGGCCUUGCAGAACCAAAGAUUGAAUCUACCUUAUACCAUCGUGGAGGAUGACCCGUCCAAAAGGAAGACAGCGCAAGAGGAACCCAAAGGGAAAACAGUACAAGAGAAACCACUACCUUCCAAGGAACCGAAGAAUUCCCCCAGCCCUCCCGCUAACGGCGCAGCAAACGGGGUCAAACCGACAGAAACGAAAUCAAGAACUCCAAAUUCUGUGGCGCCAAGAAGUUCCAACAUCUUGAAGAAGGAUAUUGGUUGGCAGUUGGCACUUCAAAACCUUGCUUCGGGUUCCGAAAUGCUGACUCCCCUGCAGCCUCCUGACUCAUCCGCCAAUGGCCUGCUAGGUGCGAAGAAGGCUGAUGACAAUAACACUUCCAAUGUCUCUGUGCAAACUUUAACUCGAGCCAAUGUUCAACUCCAGAAGCCAGUUCGGGACGAGUUCAGCUGGCAGCUGGGUCUUAUUGCUAAAUCGCUUACGUUCCCAUUGAACAAGCCUACCCAGGACGACCAUCUUGUUCAAUCGGAAUUCGGUGUGCUAUCCUCCACGACACUCCAGGAAGGGCCUUCGCAGCAACCUACAACAUACGAUGGGUCUAGCCCUGGUUGUGGGCCUUCGACACCCAUUGAAGCAACAGCGACCAAUCACUCGCCACGUGAAGUCAGGAGAGGGGAAGAGACAUUUACUUGCGAACACUGCUUUGGCGUCGUCCCUGUCGAAGGGAACCGGUUCCAUUUCCUAGGUUGCACCCAUUCGUUCUGCAAGGAUUGUGUUCGACGCCACCUUUUGGUGAAAAUGGAAGAGUCUACAUAUCCCCUGUUAUGCCCAGCGUGUGGACUCUAUGGCGUUGUUGACCUGGGCCGCGCUGACUUGGACUUGCUUAGGGAUGUUGAUCUAGGGCACGAGGAGGAACGGUACCUGCGACUGGAACGAGACUCACGGGGUUCUGUCACUUAUUCUUGCUUGAAGUAG